AUGGCUACCUUGCCUGCGGAGCCGAGCGCGGGGCCGGCGGCUGGGGGGGAGGCAGUGGCGGCGGCGGCGGCCGAAGAGGAGGAGGAGGAAGCGCGCCAGCUCCUGCAGACUUUGCAGGCGGCCGAGGGUGAGGCGGCGGCGGCGGCCGGGGCCGGGGCGGGCGAAGCGGCGGCGGGAGCGGAGGGCCCGGGGUCCCCGGGCGUCCCCGGAUCGUCCCCCGAGGCCGCUGCCGAGCCGUCCACGGGCCUCCGCUUCUCGCCCGAGCAGGUGGCGUGCGUAUGCGAGGCGCUGCUACAGGCGGGCCACGCCGGCCGCUUGAGCCGCUUCCUGGGCGCACUGCCCCCGGCCGAACGCCUACGUGGCAGCGAUCCGGUGCUGCGCGCUCGGGCCCUGGUGGCCUUCCAGCGGGGCGAGUACGCCGAGCUCUACCGGCUGCUCGAGAGCCGCCCCUUCCCCGCCGCCCACCACGCCUUCCUGCAGGACCUCUACCUGCGCGCGCGCUACCACGAGGCCGAGCGGGCCCGCGGCCGCGCGCUGGGCGCAGUGGACAAGUACCGUCUGCGCAAGAAGUUCCCGCUGCCCAAGACCAUCUGGGACGGCGAGGAGACCGUCUACUGCUUCAAGGAGCGCUCCCGCGCCGCGCUCAAGGCCUGCUACCGCGGCAACCGCUACCCCACGCCGGACGAGAAGCGCCGCCUGGCCACGCUCACCGGCCUCUCGCUCACGCAGGUCAGCAACUGGUUCAAGAACCGGCGACAGCGCGACCGGACCGGGGGCAGCGGCGGCGCGCCCUGCAAGAGCGAGUCUGAUGGGAACCCCACAACUGAGGACGAGUCCAGCCGCAGUCCUGAGGACUUGGACAGGGGGGUGGCUCCCGUGGCCGCCGAGGCCCCGGCCCAGGGCUCCAUAUUCCUGGCUGGGGCCGCCCCUCCCGCGCAGUGCCCUGCCUCGUCUUCCAUUCUGGUGAACGGGAGCUUCCUGGCAGCCGGCAGCCCUCCAGCAGUGCUCCUGAAUGGCAGCCCCGUCAUCAUCAACAGCCUGGCCCUGGGCGAGGCCUCCAGCCUGGGGCCCCUGCUGCUCACAGGGGGCGGUGGCGCCCCUCCACCGCAGCCCAGUCCCCAGGGGGCCAGCGAAGGCAAGGCAUCCCUGGUCCUGGACCCUCAGACCGGGGAGGUUCGACUGGAGGAGGCUCAGCCUGAGGCCCCCGAGACCAAGGGGACCCAGGUGGCUGCUUCAGGGCAGGCUGGAGAGGAGGUCCCCGGGCCUCUGUCCCAAGUGGUGCCCGGCCCUCCCCCGGCUGCCCCCUUUCCUUUGCCCCCAGGGCCAGUGCCUUCCGUGGCUGCUCCACAAGUGGUGCCCCUCUCCCCACCCCCUGGUUACCCUGCAGGCCUGAGCCCCGCCUCCCCACUGUUGAACCUGCCCCAGGUGGUGCCCACCUCGCAGGUGGUGACCCUGCCCCAGGCGGUGGGGCCACUGCAGCUGCUGGCAGCUGGGCCCGGCAGCCCGGUGAAGGUGGCCGCUGCAGCAGGCCCCGCCAACGUGCACCUGAUCAACUCCGGGGUGGGCGUCACGGCCCUGCAGCUGCCUUCGGCCACUGCCCCAGGAAACUUCCUCCUGGCCAACCCUGUGUCCGGCAGCCCCAUCGUGACGGGUGUGGCCGUGCAGCAGGGCAAGAUCAUCCUCACGGCCACCUUCCCCACCAGCAUGCUGGUAUCCCAGGUCCUGCCACCCGCCCCCAGCCUCGCCCUGCCCCUGAAGCCAGACUCGGCCAUCUCAGUGCCCGAAGGGGCCCUCCCGGUGGCCCCCAGCCCCGCUCUCCCGGAGGCCCACGCCCUGGGCGCACUUUCUGCACAGCCGCCACCCGCCCCUGCCGCCACCGCCGCCGCCAGCCUGCCCUUCUCCCCAGAAUCCUCCGGCCUCCUGCCCGGCUUCCCGGCGCCCCCGCCUGAGGGGCUCAUGGUGUCCCCCGCAGCCCUGCCCAUCUGGCCGGCGGGGCUGGAACUGAGCGCGGGUACAGAGGGGCUGCUAGAAGCAGAGAAGGGGCUGGGCACGCAGGCCCCCCACACCGUGCUGAGGCUGCAGGACCCCGACCCCGAGGGCCUGCUCUUGGGGGCCACGGCGGGGGGCGAGGUUGAUGAGGGGCUGGAAGCUGAGACCAAGGUCCUGACCCAGCUGCAGUCGGUGCCUGUGGAAGAGCCCCUGGAACUGUGACCCCAACGCCUCAUCGCCCAUUCUGACAAUGGUGCUCGAGAUCCAGGAU
This is a messenger RNA of Ceratotherium simum simum (southern white rhinoceros), 2260 nucleotides long. RefSeq names its product SIX homeobox 5 (gene SIX5). Gene Ontology annotation, molecular function: RNA polymerase II cis-regulatory region sequence-specific DNA binding; DNA-binding transcription factor activity, RNA polymerase II-specific. Gene Ontology annotation, biological process: regulation of transcription by RNA polymerase II. Gene Ontology annotation, cellular component: nucleus; transcription regulator complex. Lineage: Eukaryota; Metazoa; Chordata; Mammalia; Perissodactyla; Rhinocerotidae. The record is from RefSeq and is a predicted model, not a curated record.